UUUCGAAGCUUCGUCUCUGCGACUGUUUAUACGGUGCUUUACGAAAAACUUAAACUAUGCCACCCAAAGCGAGCGGCAAAGCUGUGAAGAAAGCCGGAAAGGCUCAGAAGAACAUUAGCAAAACUGACAAGAAAAAGAAGAGGAAGAGGAAGGAGAGCUAUGCUAUCUACAUCUAUAAAGUACUAAAGCAAGUACAUCCGGACACUGGAAUCUCCAGCAAAGCCAUGAGCAUCAUGAACAGCUUUGUCAACGACGUUUUCGAACGUAUCGCUGCAGAGGCAUCCCGUUUGGCGCAUUAUAACAAACGCUCGACGAUUACCUCUCGGGAAAUUCAAACUGCUGUGAGACUUCUGCUACCUGGAGAAUUGGCCAAGCACGCUGUGAGUGAAGGCACCAAAGCUGUCACCAAGUAUACCAGCUCCAAGUGAACAAUUACUCUCAAGAUCACAACGGCCCUUAUUAGGGCCCCAAUUUCUUUUAUACGUUGGAUAUCUUCACGCUUUGAAUAUGCCUUUGAAAUAGCAAUGCACAAUAUUUUAUGUUUCACAAAGAACCAUAGUCAAUUUAUUUAUUUUAUAAACUGCAAAAUUUAUACAAUUUAAAAAGUGCAGACACUUUAGAAAAUCGUAGGGAACGUACAUUCAUCAUUUAGCUAUUUAGGAAAGAAAAAUUAUUUAAACAUAAUUUUAAACAUGCGGUUUUGCAUGAGAGUUUAAUUAAAGUCCUAAAUCCUGUCAGAAUUUAUUGUGAAAAAUAUAAAACAAAAAUUAUUCUUUUAAAUAUACAUUAACAAAUAAAUGUGUUAUAAAGUUGUAAAAUAAAAUUAAAAAGCUUGGUUUUAUUUAA
This is a messenger RNA of Formica exsecta, 846 nucleotides long. RefSeq names its product histone H2B. The transcript has a single exon. Gene Ontology annotation, cellular component: nucleosome. The coding region runs from base 57 to 428 and encodes 123 amino acids. Lineage: Eukaryota; Metazoa; Arthropoda; Insecta; Hymenoptera; Formicidae. Gene Ontology annotation, molecular function: structural constituent of chromatin; DNA binding; protein heterodimerization activity. The record is from RefSeq and is a predicted model, not a curated record.